AUGCCCGACGUGCCAAAGUAUGAUGGAACUUCAGAUCCUCAGGAGCAUAUUACCACCUAUACAACAACGGUUAAGGGGAAUGAUUUAGCUCUCCACGAGAUUGAAUCUAUUUUGCUGAAGAAAUUUGGAGAGACUCUCACAAGGGGAUCUUUGACGUGGUAUUUGCUGUUACCCGAGCAUUCCAUAAAUUCCUUUGAGAUGCUCACAGACUCUUUUAUUAAGGCUCAUGCCGGUGCCAGAAAGGUGCAGGCUCGAAAGCCUAACAUAUUCAGAAUUGCACAAGGAGAGUUUGAAUUGCUGCGAGAAUUCGUCACUCAGUUCCAGAAGGAGAGGAUGUUGCUCCCGGUUGUUCCGGAUGAAUGGGCAGAUGAAGCAUUCACCAAGGGUCUGAAUCCUAGAAGUUUAGACGCUUCCCAGAAAUUGAAGGAAAGCUUGCUCGAGUUCCAAGAUAAAGAAACAUCAGAUACACGGGAUCCUUCCUACCCCAGGCUAUCAGAAUACAACUUCAACUUCAGUGUAGUAGAGUUGGUAUCAGCUAUAAGGAUCAUUAAAGAAGCACGAUUCUCGAAGCCGAGGAGGUUCAAGCCCAGCCAGAGGGAUCCCAAUUUGUGGUGCAAGUAUUAUGGAACGGAUGGCCACCGGACUGGGGACUGCCAACAUCUGCGUGAAGAAGUGGCGACACUAUUGAAGAACGGACAUCUCAGAGAAUUCUUAAGUGACCGGGCCAAGAAUAAUUACGGUCGCAACUGUGAUAACGCAAAACCAUCAAAAGGAGGGGAUUAUCCCCCAUGCCAGACGAUCAACAUGAUCUUCGGGGAGGGGGGGGGGGGAACGAGAUCAAUAGAGUCACCUUCUCGCAGCAAAAAAGAUGAAGAUAUCAAUAACCCAUAG
This is a messenger RNA of Nicotiana attenuata, 891 nucleotides long. RefSeq lists its product as uncharacterized. The coding region runs from base 1 to 891 and encodes 296 amino acids. The transcript has 2 exons. The record is from RefSeq and is a predicted model, not a curated record. Lineage: Eukaryota; Viridiplantae; Streptophyta; Magnoliopsida; Solanales; Solanaceae.